UGAUGUAAAAUUUCGGAAGAACCUGUUAUACAUAUCAGUUCCAGCAUGCCUGUAUCCGAGCUCAAUCUGCAGGUGAACCUCUCCGUGGGCGGUGUCCCAUUUAAGCAGGAUAAGCAACUCAUGUUCGUCUUCUGGGGCAUCAUCUUACCAGUGAUUGGCAGUUUUGGAUUGAUCGGGAACAUACUUAACAUUAUUGUCCUAUUUCGGAGGGAAAUGAAGUCCACGACAGUGUAUUUCUUACGAACUCUUGUCCUUACAGACACGGGUAUUAUUGUCGGAUGUAUCCUUGGAUUAUCCAGUAUCUCCAUAACGCAGCUCCAUCCAGAUAAUCCAGCAAUGAACUACUACACUCACGUCAUUUACCCGCAUAUGUUCACGCCCAUCAAUUUCAUUGUUAUGGCGCUGCAAUUCACCAACGUGUGGGUGACGGUGGCUGUAACCAUUGAACGCUACAUUGCUAUAUGCCACCCGUUCAGUGCCAUCUAUGUCUGCAAUAGAAGAAAUACUUUCAUUCUGAUCGGUUGUAUUUGUGUUAUUGCCAUUGCAUAUAACAUACCCCGAUGUUUUGCUACCAAGGUCACUGAAUGUGACAAUAGAACUGAGUGUGUCACGUCAUGCGUCGGUAACAGAAGUGAUUUUUGUUCUGGUGUGACGACCAAUUUCACGGCAUGUGAUAAUAUAACUGACUGUGUCACGUCACGCGAUGGCAACAAACGUGAUUGUCGUUCUCUUGUCACUACAGAUCUGGGUAAAACGGAGUGGUAUGAACAGUACUAUAGUGUCUACGCGUACAUGAUCAUCAUAUACAUUGUACCUCUUGUAAUUCUCCUCAUAUUAAAUCUAUUUUUAAUCAUCGAGUUGAUGCGCAUGCGUAUGAGACGAUCGGCAUCAUCCAUGUUGCCAACCCCGAAUGAGAACAGUGAAACAAAUAUGAGCAUUGUACUUAUUUUGAUCGUUGUGAUUUUCAUUUUAUGCCAAACGCCAGGUCUUGUAGCGCAGUUUUGGUUUUUAGACCAAGACGUGUUAACGAAGUGGCUAUGUGUGAGCAACACGCUGUUUGCUCUGAACUCUUCUGUCAACAUCAUCAUUUACACAGCGGUUGGUCGAAAAUUCAGAACGGAACUUCUCACAAUUUUCCGUUUACGUGCAAAAGGAAAAAGAAACCGUGGUGCCCGAAAUGGCGCACCGGAAUUGGCAACAUUAAUGAACAUGCCUGUAUACGCUUCAAAAAGAUGA
Molecule: messenger RNA, 1236 nt
Organism: Dreissena polymorpha
Lineage: Eukaryota; Metazoa; Mollusca; Bivalvia; Myida; Dreissenidae
Product: FMRFamide receptor-like
Exons: 1
Coding region: 46-1236 (396 amino acids)
Biological process (GO): G protein-coupled receptor signaling pathway
Cellular component (GO): membrane
Molecular function (GO): G protein-coupled receptor activity
Source: RefSeq, a predicted model, not a curated record